Molecule: messenger RNA, 4495 nt
Organism: Thalassophryne amazonica
Lineage: Eukaryota; Metazoa; Chordata; Actinopteri; Batrachoidiformes; Batrachoididae
Product: neuronal cell adhesion molecule-like
Exons: 33
Coding region: 182-3913 (1243 amino acids)
Biological process (GO): cell-cell adhesion; brain development
Molecular function (GO): cell-cell adhesion mediator activity
Source: RefSeq, a predicted model, not a curated record
CUCCUGUGGAGGACACGAGAUUGAAGACGACAAAAGAGGAGGAAGCUGACAACAUCCAAGGAGAAGGAAAGAGAGAACAAUUCUGUGUUGUGAGCGUGCACGUGUCCUCAGACAGUUUUACUGAGCCGGUAGGCGGGGCUUCGCUUUGCUUUGUGGCAGACCUCGGCGUCACACACCAGUGAUGGAGCGGAGGAGGAUAGGUACAGCACUGCUGGUUGUUUUCCUGGGACACCUCACUAGCGCGCUGGAGGUCCCGCUCGACCUUCUGGAAGGAUUGCCACAGCCACCAACCAUUACUCACCAGUCUCCCAAGGAUUACAUCAUCGACCCACGAGAGAACAUUGUGAUUCACUGUGAGGCAAAGGGGAAGCCUCAUCCCAGUUUCUCAUGGACGAGAAACGGGACCCACUUUGACAUUGAACAGGACCGCAACAUCAUUAUGCGGUCCCACUCUGGAACCUUGGUGGUGGACAUCAGGAGAGCGAAGACUGAACAUUAUGAGGGGGUGUAUCAGUGCACAGUGAGGAACAAACAUGGAACUGCUGUUUCCAACAACAUAGUCGUACGACAAUCCAGGUCCCCCUUGUGGUCAAAGGAGAAAAUUCAUCCAAUCGUCAUUCGGGAAGGCGUGUCUCUGGUUCUGCCGUGUAGACCCCCAGUCGGCCUGCCUCCUCCUAUUAUAUUCUGGAUGGACAAUAACUUCCAGAGGCUGCCACAGAGCAGCAGAGUGUCUCAGUCCCUAAAUGGAGACUUGUACUUCUCUAACGUACUGAAGGAGGAUUCCAGGAACGACUACAUCUGCUACGCCCGCUUCCCCCACACACAGACUAUCCAGCAGAAACAGCCAAUCACCCUCAAGGUCAUCAAACUGGAUGCAAUCAAUGACACAGUGGCAGCUUUUUACAAUGACACUGAUUUGUUUAGUGAAGACCCAGCGGAUGAAAGGAAACCAGUCUUCCUCAUCCCAUCUGGCCCCUCCAGCUCCAAGCUGGUGUUGAGAGGACAGGUGUUGGAGAUGGAGUGCAUCGCUGAAGGACUGCCCACGCCUGAAAUCUCCUGGGCCAAAGUCAGCGGCGACCUGCCAGCCAAGCGCACAUCUUUCCUGCACUACCAAAAAACCCUGCGCAUUGUGAACAUCUCGGAAUCAGACGCAGGAGAUUACCGCUGUACCGCCAGAAACUAUCAUGGCUCAGGCCACCACACCAUUCACGUCACGGUCAAAGCUGCUCCAUAUUGGAUCAGUCGCGCUCCAAGGAAUCUUGUUCUGGCUCCAGGAGAGAAUGGUGUGCUGACCUGUAGGGCCAGUGGAACACCAAAGCCAGCUGUCACAUGGGCUAUGAACAGCAUCCCCAUAGAGAAUGCUCCUCAGGAUGUUAGCAGAAAAGUGGAGGAUGACACCAUCAUAUUCACCGAUGUGCAAAGUGGAUCAAGUGCUGUCUACCAGUGUAAUGUCUCCAAUGAAUUUGGAUACCUCCUGUCCAACGCCUUUGUCAAUGUGCUCUCGGAGCCGCCCAGAGUGCUGACAGAAGCUAAUAAAGUCUACCAGGUCAUCAAAAAUCACCCAGCCUUCAUCGACUGCUCGUCUUUCGGAUCUCCCAUCCCUAAAAUUACAUGGUUCAAAGACAGUCGCUCCAGCACUCUGGACGGUGAGCCUUACGUCCUGCGUGACAACGGAACUUUAGAGAUUCAGGUAGCUCAGCCUCGUCACAGUGGCAGGUACACCUGUGUGGCCAGUAAUGACCUCGGGAUCUACGAGAAUCAUGUCUACCUGGAAGUCAAAGAGCCCACGCGGAUCCUGAAGCAGCCGGAGUACAAAGUGGUCCAGAGAGGCAGCUCGGUGGUGUUUGAGUGUAAGGUGAAACACGACCCCUCUCUUAUGCCCACCAUGACUUGGUUCAAAGACAAUGGCGAACUUCCCGAUGAUGAAAGAUUAAUUGUCGAUUCCGACAGUCUCACUAUCACUGAGGUGACAGAGGAUGAUGCUGGAGUGUACACGUGCAUCAUGAACACCACUCUGGACCACGAUUCAGCCAGUGCCGAGCUUACCGUUGUCGAGGCCACGCCCACACCAGCUGUUGUCUACGAGCGACCUGACCCCCCAACUGACCUGGAGCUGACAGACCAGAAAAAGAGGAGUGUUCAGCUCACUUGGAUCCCUGGGGAUGAACAUAACAGUCCUAUUCAGAAAUUUCUUAUCCAGUAUGAGGACUCACUCCACCACCGAGGUCACUGGCAUAAUCUAACCGAGGUCCCUGGAACCAAAACUACAGCACACCUCAAACUGUCUCCCUAUGUCCACUACACCUUCAGAGUCCUGGCCCUCAAUGCUUUCGGCUUAAGUCAUCCCAGCUUCCCAUCCAGAAUGUGCAAGACGGAUCCUGCAGCUCCAGACAUGAACCCAUUGAAUGUUGAGGGAUUUGGAACAGAACAUGACAAUCUUGUAAUUUCAUGGAAGCCGCUGACAGGCCUGCAGUCAAACGGUCCAGGGCUCCAAUACAAACUGAUGUGGAAGCGAAAAGACGCAGAGACGGAAUGGAACACAAUCACCGUGGCCAAUGUAUCCAAGUUUGUGGUCUCUGGAAUGCCCACCUUUGUUCCUUAUGAGAUAAAAGUUCAGGCCAUGAAUGACCACGGCCCUGGGCCCGAGCCUGCUGUUGUCCACGGCUACUCAGGAGAGGAUUUGCCAGUGGCAGCUCCAGAAAACGUACAGGUGCUGGUGGUGAACAGUACUCUGGCAAAGGUGUUUUGGGAUCCUGUGCCUGCCAAAUUAUUAAGGGGACAUCUCAAAGGUUAUAAGGUGUAUUACUGGAGGGAGCACAGCCUCCACAAACACAACCCCCAUCAUGUGGAGAAAGAGAUCCUGACCUUCAGCGGGAACCACAGCCAUGGCAUGCUGCCUGAUCUACACCCGUAUAGUCUGUAUUCAUGUAAUGUCAAGGUCUUUAAUGGCAAAGGAGAGGGGCCCCCCAGCCAAACCCAACAGUUUGAGACUCCUGAGGGAGUACCAGGCAUUCCGGCCUCUCUGAUCAUCACAAACCCCACCCUGGACUCUCUAACGCUUGAGUGGGCUCCUCCACAUAAUCAGAAUGGACACAUCACUGGCUACACCCUCAAAUAUCAGCCAGUCAAUAACUCCAAUGAACUGGGCCCAGAGGAGGAGCUGGCUCUGGUGGCCAAUGAGACUUCUGUCACUUUGCCAAACCUCAAGUACAACACACGCUACAAGUUUUAUUUGAGUGCGAACACAGUCAGGGGAGCAGGCCCAGCAAUUACACAGGAAGCAAUCACCAUGGUGGAUGAAGCUCAAAUACCACAGGUUGACGUAGAUGUGGGCACAGGGGACACCCAAACCUCCCAUCCCAUUGCACGAUCUCCUCCACGCCAUCCGCCCCACAAGGCGCGGCCUGUGGAUCCACCUUUUGGGAACAUUAGCUCCUCAGUUGGAGAAGAUGGUGCCCUGAUCAGUUGGGAAUACUGGGGCCCAGAGAAAAUCAUUUACAUAGAAUACAUAAUAGAAAACAGUGAAGGGGAAGAGGAGUGGCAGAAAGCGUUUGUGAACGGCUCUGAGAACUAUUUGCUGAAGGGUUUAAAGGAGGGCCUCCCCUAUAGGGUGCGUUUGGUGGCCAAAGGUCACUCCAACCAGGAGCUCUUCCGCUCUGAGGAGCUAUUGGUCACGGUUCCAGCUGUGGCAAGCAGACAGGUUGACAUCGCCACACAGGGAUGGUUUAUUGGCCUCAUGUGUGCCAUCGCUCUUCUCAUCCUCAUCCUCCUCAUUAUCUGCUUUAUUCAAAGGAAUAAGGGGGGAAAAUACCCUGUCAAAGAGAAGGAGGACGCACACACGGACCCAGAGUUCCAGCCCAUGAAAGAUGACGACUGUACUUUUGGGGAAUACAGGUCUGCUCCCUCUGGUUGACCCGGAGCAGUGAUUCCCUCCCUACUCUCCACAGGUAGAGCUGAUGAAUAAAUACUGUAAUGCAGAAUCACCAAUCGCAGAAAUUUACAAGAAGAAGUGCGGUCAUCUGAACUUGCUGCCAAAAAGCACAACAUAGUUAUCAUGAUUAUUAUUAUUUUGCCUGGGUUUAAGGAUGCUGUGACUUGUAUAUCCUGUGUGUAUUGGACUCUGUGUGUGUGCUUGAUAUGAAUUUGUGUUAUGUGAGCUGGGUUCUUCAGGUUCAAGGCAAUGAGUAAGGGUUUUUUGUUGUUGUUGUUGUUUGUUUGUUUGUUUUUGACUGUUAGGAAGAAAAAUACGUUCCGAAUUUUGUAAGGCACCCUUAACUAGCCAAAAACAUGAAAUCGGAUAACAACUAAUAAGCUAUUCAUAUACAUUCAUUGUGUGUGGAGUUUGUAUAGUAUUAACACUUUGCCUAGUGUAUUGCUACUUACAAACACAACCAAUGAAUGUAUGAGUCCCCUUUCUUAGACAUUAUGUUUGUUAGCAUCCUCUUUCUAGGCUGCUUCUCCAUUGCACGCAGAUUAUAGAGAAUUAAGCACUUUA